This is a messenger RNA of Parasteatoda tepidariorum (common house spider), 2138 nucleotides long. RefSeq lists its product as uncharacterized. The record is from RefSeq and is a predicted model, not a curated record. Gene Ontology annotation, cellular component: nucleus. Lineage: Eukaryota; Metazoa; Arthropoda; Arachnida; Araneae; Theridiidae.
AUUUAUUCUUAAAGAGCUAAAAGCCAACCACAUAAUUUGAGUACGUACUCCACACAGUCCAUUCAUCUGAAUCCUGCUGAAUUAAACAAUCAAAUAAAUAAACAAAAAUUAUUGCGGUGUUGGUUAGAUUACACGAAAACAAAAAUUUUAUAUUAUAAAUAAAAUUGAUUCUGUCAUUUGUUUGAUGUGAAGAUAAUAUGAUAAAAAUCUAUGAUAUUCUAUCAGAUUUUCAUUAAACACUGAUUAUGAGUUCGCUUUUCUUACGUGAUUUUAACGCUGUUACACUCAAAGGUAUUCUUGUUUAGUAAAAAUGGAGCUAAAAGGCUGUAGCUUGUUACGCUUCUAAUAUGACAGAAAAAAAGCCCAAAAGUCUCUUUGAAAAUUUGGGAAAGCCAACUCUGAGAGGUGUUAGAAAAUGUCCUAAGUGUGGCACCUACAAUGGCACAAGAGGGCUGGCAUGCAAGAAUAAAGAUUGCUCUAUGAAAUUUAAGGUUUUAAAAACCAAACAUUCGGAUGCAGCUGAGGCUGUCAAAAUAAAUUCGUGCAAUAUAUUUGGCUUGCAAAUAUUUUCUGUGAAAAUACAGGAAGCUGAAGAUGACAGUCGAUGCUUUAUCCGCCUUCCACUUAUUGAAGGAAUGGAAACAUUGCAAGAUGAACAGGAAGUCAGCAUCAUCACCAGAAGUGCUGCUGUAUGUUUUGCUGCGAACUGUCGGAAACCGACCGAGGACACGAACACCAUAACUCUUAAUAUGAAUCCAUGUAACCAUACCUUGCCUGUUGUUAAUUGUACGGUGGAAGCAAAGCCUUUGAUUUUAAAAGAGGCAAUUUUGAAUGUUCUUCCAAUUUCGGAUGCUAUGAAGCAGGAAAUUUGUUCCUUAAUAACUAAACCUGAAGAGGAGACACAUUUGGUUCAGAGGAUAAACAAACAUACAAUGGUUGUGAAGUGUGUACCUGAUGAAUCACAUCCUCUGGGAUUCCUACAUUUCUUCCUUUACGAGCCAGUAAAAAAUGCCAGGAAAUAUAAAAUACUUUGUGAAUGCAAAGCUGGGGUUACAAAGCCGUUUGUACCUCGAGAGAAACAAUUAUGUGUUCACUAUUACAUGUGUGUAUGUGCCUUUGCAAGUGAUGAAAAACUUUCUGAUGAGUUCAAAAAUUUGUUUAAUAUGGUGUUCAACUUAAAGACUCCAAGUGAUGUCACAGUUGAAGAAGUUUUAAAGUGUUCUUUAUCUGAGGAAUUUUCCGAGUUAAAAGACUUUUUUGUUGAUGAAAUUGCACCACCUUCCAAAAAGAAAAAACAAUUAACACUAAAUUCAGAUAUAUAUUUGUUGCAAGAAAACGGGACUGAAAAGGAACAGAAAAGAGUGUAUGUAUCUACAAAAAACAUUUUGAAUUCAAUUGAAGAUAAACCUGUACUUAGCUUUGACUCAUGGCUAAACAGUGUUGUUGAACGAAUUAACCAAACUAUGCAUUAUCAGUUUAAUGGUCAGCCAGAACCUUUAGUCUUCCAAGUUCCACAGUCUUUCUUCAACAUCAUCCAACAGCGUUUAUCUGAAGGCUCCAAAAAGAAACGGCUUCCUAAUUCAGUUGUUGGAUACAAUAGAAAAGAUGCCUUACCAAUUGGGAUAUUUUCCAAGUAUAUCUGGAAAAUUACAAAUAUUAUCCAGUUGAAACGUGUUUUUUAUACUCCAGAUGUUACAUUAGAAGUACAAAGAAGUUUCACAGAAGUUCGAGAUGGUGUUUUUGUACCUUUGCAAGAAGAUAAAUUGGAUCCAGAAGCAGCAUAUUUGAGAAAGCUCUUAGAAUCCAAACCAAAACAUAUAAAUCCAGUAGAACUGAAAACUUUUCUCAAAGUUGGCCAUACUGCAUUGAGCCAAACAGAGCCUACUCCUUUCACUAUUGAAUGGAUUCCAGACAUUUUGCCUGUCUCUAAAGUUGGGGAAAUGAAACUUAUAUUUGAAUAUGGACACCAGCGUAAUGGAAUAGUGGAACAUCGAUUUCCGACGACUUCUGAGAGCAGUAGUAAAUGAAUGCCUUAAAUCUGUUAAUAUUUUCUGUACAUAUAUUUAUAAAAUCAAUUACCUAUGCAAUAUUAUGUAAACAAAUAUAUAUCUUUAGAUUAAAGACUUAUUUAGUAUAAA